UUCAUGGGCUCCAAACUUCUCCAGGAUCCGCUGCUCGAGCGGAGGACUUUGAACGCGUCCGGUGAGGAGCAGCGCCACUUGAGUUUCCUCGGCAUUUUUGCGGGUCACAGACGGACUUUGCUCCGUGAAACUUUCACGAUCUCCUGCAGCUUUUUUAAACCUGGUGAAUGUCUGGAUGGUAUUUCGUGGUAAGGCGCGAGGCGACUUUUUUCCCGGGAAAACCUGAACGUUACGGUGCGAAUGCGACGCAGGGAUGUGUCAGUUAAAGGUUGGUGAAAGCACAUGUUUUAAAAACUGUGAAGGUAUCAGUGGAAACAUGAUGGAGAAUUAGGAAAAACUGUUCCAGAAGGACGGGAUUUGAAGUUGACCACCUAAGAUGAGCACCCACACUCUCCUCCUGGUCUGCGUCCUCUGCUUGUCAAGCAGCUGGGCAGAAAAUGCAGAGGAGCGGCUGGUCAACCACUUGUUGGGUCCAGAACGCUACAAUAAACUGAUAAGACCUGCCGUCAAUAAAAGCCAGCAGGUCACCAUCUCCCUACAGGUGUCUCUGUCCCAACUCAUCAGCGUGAAUGAGAGAGAGCAGAUCAUGACAACCAACGUGUGGCUCUCCCAGGAGUGGAACGACUACAGACUCAGUUGGGACCCGGAAAAAUACGGAGGCAUCAAGAAACUGCGAAUCCCAUCCAAGCACAUCUGGCUCCCGGACAUCGUCCUCUAUAACAAUGCCGACGGGGUGUAUGAGGUCUCUUUCUACUGCAACGCCGUGGUCUCUAACACCGGCGACAUCUUCUGGCUGCCCCCUGCCAUCUAUAAAUCAGCCUGUGCCAUUGAAGUGCAGAACUUCCCAUUCGACCAACAGAACUGCACCAUGAAGUUCCGCUCGUGGACCUACGACCACACGGAGCUGGAUCUGAUUCUCACCAGCGACUAUGCCAGCCGGGACGACUUCACCCCAAGCGGGGAGUGGGACAUCGUAUCCCUUCCCGCGCGUAAGAACGAAGACCCCAAUGACAUCACGUACCUGGACAUCACCUAUGACUUUGUGAUCCAGAGGAAGCCGCUGUUCUAUACCAUCAAUAUGAUCAUCCCUUGCAUCCUGAUCACCUCUCUGGCCAUCCUGGUCUUCUACCUGCCGUCAGACUGCGGGGAGAAGAUGACGCUGUGCAUCUCUGUGCUGCUAGCUCUCACUGUGUUCCUGCUGCUUAUUUCCAAAAUUGUACCUCCAACAUCCUUGGCUGUUCCUUUGAUAGGGAAAUACCUCAUGUUCACUAUGGUCCUGGUGACCUUCUCCAUCGUGACCACCGUAUGCGUCCUCAACGUUCACCAUCGCUCCCCUUCGACCCACCACAUGCCCAACUGGGUAAACCGACUCUUUUUAGUCCAGCUUCCAACCUUGCUUCUGAUGAGGCGACCAGGCUCUUUCAAGGUCCGAGACAAGCUCCGUCGAGAGACCGCCUCCUCCGCCGCCGACAAGAGGGGGAAAGCGAAGAGCAAAACGGAGGCGGAGUCCUAUUAUGUGAAUGAAGAAUUUGCUAACCGAUUCUACUGGAAGUUGGGGGAGCUUCCAGAUGGAGGUGGGGGUGGCUCAGACUUCAGGAAGCCGUUAAGUUCUCAGCUGGAGGCUCAUCUGGAGGAAGCAGUGGAGGGAGUGAAAUACAUCGCAGAACACAUGAAGACAGAAGACGACGAUGACGGGAUAAUAGAGGACUGGAAGUACGUCGCCAUGGUGAUAGACCGUCUGUUCCUGUGGAUCUUCAUCCUUGUGUGUGUGGUGGGAACUUUGGGGCUCUUCAUGCAGCCGCUGUUCCAGAGUUACAACACACCAACCGCUGAUGAGGCAGAGUAUGGGGAUUUUUAGGAUUGCCACGACUUGCAGAUGUACUACAGUCACCGUGAAAGAGAAGCGGCGACCAGACUGGCUCCAAACUGGCUGUCUUCUACACCAGUGGACCAAUGUGGAGCAUCUGUGAGGCGCCUCGGAACUUCACCCAGGACUUUAUUGGGACACAAAUUUCAAGCACCAGUUCAGUUUACUUGCUUAAAAUCAUAUACUCUUUGGACACAAAAAACUUGAUUUAGAUGUUUUUGAAAUAUUUGAAUAAUUUCCAAAGGGACAGAUUUACUUGAAUCCUUGUUUGCGCGUACAAAAUAGUGCUCAGACUGUUCCUCGGAGGAAAUGGACCACCAUGGGACAAGGAAAGGACUAGAACAGCAGGAACUGAGUAGAAAUUUGAGUCAAUGUAAGAAUAGUGUACUUUGAAUAAAUACUUUAAAUAAAUAAAUAAAUAAAGCUCACCAGAACCACUGCAACUGGGUGUAGACAACACCGAUUUGCGUAUACGUUUGUAUCAAGCUAAAUAAAAACACAACUUCGACAUGCGAAAGAUUGAUAAAUCAGAAAGAAAAUAGUGUGCAAAACUGCACAUUUGUUGCUCUAAAAGUACUAGUUGGGUCUGACUAUUUUGCUCAUUUGAAAGACUGCUGCAUGAGAGAGAUUUGGUCAGCACAGGUUUUAGUACGUGCAAACCAGAAGCAAAUAUGGUGCCCCAGUUUCCUUCCUUUCUAAAGUUGUCCCACGACCACAUGUCAUUGAAUACAACUUUUGAGACAACACAAAAAAAGGAAUCCUAAAAGUUCAGAUGGAUGAAACCUAACUCCAGACUGACAGGUACCGUUGAAAACACAGGUACUGUCUGCAGGACAUCGAAUCUGCCUUCAGCCCCACUUUUCUGGAAAAUGUAUCUUAAAAAAAAAAGCAUUUUCUGCCUGUGUUGUUAAUUAAAAAAAUAUAUUCCUCUAUCAAUCUAGUAUUAAUCCUCAACUUAGGAUCAGAGGUGAUCAUAGAUAAAGCAAGAAGCACCAGGUGACAUAAUUCUAUAUAGACACACUAAAAGGUUGCAUAUUAAUAUGUUGAAUUUUGGAAAAAAAGAAACCUUCAUUUAUAAGUUUUGGCAAUUGAUUGUUUUAUUCGUUGAAAGUGUUCACUCUGUGUAGUCUGUGUUUCUGUUCAUGAAGACACUGAAAUUGUUUUCAACAAGAUCAAAAACUGUGCAUUCUACUGUCAAUGGAAAAAAAAACUUGCCCAAGAGUACGGACCGAACUGUUGCCACGGUGAUGAGGAACCAGAUGAGCUGUUGAAAUGGACGACAAUCUGUAAACGUGGAUAAAAUCUUUUCAUGUGGGCACCAAAUACCAUGUAUCUAAAGUGUGUUUUCUGUGUGAAACAUGUCUUUUACUUCUCCUUUCUGCAUCUACUGUCAGCGGUUGCCACAUCUUUAUCAUCCUCCCUUCUUACAUCGAUCCUCUCCAUGGCCUCAUUUACCACAUCCAUGAACCUUACCUCCUCCUCUCCUAAAGGCAGGUACCUCCAUUUAAACCAGUGUCUCUCCUCUCCACUUGUCCAAGCCUCUCUCUUGAAACUUCACCAUUUCUCACCACAAAUCCCUAUAUUGUCAGCAAACAUCAUGGUCCUUAGAGAUUCUAUCCUCAUCUACAGCAAACAAAAGAAGCUGGUCCUUGAUGGUCCCACCAGAAAACAUCUGUCACUCGCCACCAUCUCACUGUCCUCAUUCAUGCCUUUUUUUCCUCUGUGAGUGUGACGUUUGAAGAUACUAUUUGCAAUAUUUUGGAGGUAGCCACACACUACUGAAAGGCUUAUGAAGCUUCAUGAUACAGCAUCCUCAUCUUCAGCCCACUAGACGGCAUUUUUUCCUCUAAAAUCUUUGACAAUCAUUUCAAAGAAA
Messenger RNA from Synchiropus splendidus (mandarinfish), 3743 nucleotides. Its product is annotated as neuronal acetylcholine receptor subunit beta-2-like. The record is from RefSeq and is a predicted model, not a curated record. Gene Ontology annotation, biological process: signal transduction; monoatomic ion transmembrane transport; nervous system process. Gene Ontology annotation, cellular component: neuron projection; synapse; postsynaptic membrane. The coding region runs from base 377 to 1858 and encodes 493 amino acids. The transcript is spliced from 8 exons. Gene Ontology annotation, molecular function: acetylcholine-gated monoatomic cation-selective channel activity; transmembrane signaling receptor activity. NCBI's taxonomy places the organism in Eukaryota, Metazoa, Chordata, Actinopteri, Syngnathiformes, Callionymidae.